Tetrahymena thermophila SB210 is the source of this 1416-nucleotide messenger RNA. RefSeq names its product transmembrane protein, putative. The transcript has a single exon. NCBI's taxonomy places the organism in Eukaryota, Ciliophora, Oligohymenophorea, Hymenostomatida, Tetrahymenidae. The record is from RefSeq and is a predicted model, not a curated record.
AUGGUAGUUUUAGGAUUUUUAGGACUGUUGCUAAGAGCAAAAGGGGUGAAGGUGAUUAAUAGGAAAUCAAUAUUGGUAUCUUGUCUCCAUUCGAAUAUGUAUUUUUGUAAACUAAGUCUGAAAAUAUCUUAUCUGAUGCUACUUACACACCUAUCAUACAUUUCUGGAUCAAUUAAGUUUAUUAAUUCACUAUCAUAUAUUAAAAAGUGUCAAUUAGAGGCAAAAAAAAUAUAUUUUUCUUUUUUGCAAGCUAUUAAUGGAUAAAUUCUACCUUUUGGUUUUAUUUAAGUUAAUCUAACAUUCCUGAGAGCAUUUUACCAUCAUUUUGUGAAUUUAUUGAAUUUAUUACACUCAGCAUCCAGAUUUAUUUAGUAUGAGGGAACUAACUCAUGCAUAUUUUGUGAUAUUUUGACAUUUAUGUCCAAAGAAGGAUAAAAAAACACUCACUAUAAUUCUGAUCCAGAAAUUGCAUUUAUUUCCCUUAUAAAAAUAGAUAGGCUAAUAUAAUAAUUAAGAGAAAAUAAAAGUGUUUUAUUUUUUGAACUUAAUUAGAAUAUUUAAACCUAGUAAGAAUAUUUAAACCUAAUGAUAAUAUUUAACCUAAUAAGAAUAUUUAAACCUAAUAAGAAUAUUUAAACCUAAUUAGAAUAUUUAAACCUAAUUAGAAUAUUUAAACCUAAUUUUUUUUCCGCCAGGGAGUAAUUAGAAUUUUAUAUCCUUACUUUCCUUGAAAUUUUUUUAUUUUAUUAUUUUCAUAAUAUAAUAAUUAAAUAAAUUUUAAAAUCCAAUCCUUCCUAUCUAAUCUAAGUAAGAGGUGUGGCUUUAUUUUUUUAAAGAUAUCUAAAUUUACAAAAAGAUUUUACUAGUAAGAUAACAAGAUUAUGGGAAACUCCUCGUCGUAAAAUACUAGCUCAUCUGGGUUACGAAACUCUUAAGUUGCAUAAAACAAUUAAAAUUAAUCUAAUAACUUAGAAACAAAAAUUAACUAAGUAAAAGCUUUAUUUGCAAAUUUUAGGGUUCAAACAGUUUUUAUUGCAUCAAGAUAAAUUAGUAAUGAAGGUAAUCCUUUCCAUCAUCAUGGACUUGUGUGUGUUGGUGAGUAAAGAUAGAAAAUAAUACUAGAGAUAUUCUAAGAAGGAUUUAGUGCUGGUCUUUAUAUUGAAGAAAUUUUUAUCUAAACAAAUUACUCCCAUGAUUUUAGUGAAAAUAUAGAGUUUUACUCAAUUUUAGAAAAGGCUAUUUAAUUAACGCGUGAUAAAUAUAAUUUAGCUUUUAAUAAUUGUCAAAAUUUUGCUGCAGAUUUAUAUAAGGAGCUAACUGGAAAUGAGGGACCUAUAAAUCAAUCAAAAAUAGCAAGUUUUUUUAUGGUAUCUUCGUCAUCUUCUAUAGUAGGUUCAGCAGUUAGUUCAAAGGUGA